Pollicipes pollicipes is the source of this 2419-nucleotide messenger RNA. It is a transcript of the gene Arp5, whose product is annotated as Actin-related protein 5. Lineage: Eukaryota; Metazoa; Arthropoda; Thecostraca; Pollicipedomorpha; Pollicipedidae. The record is from RefSeq and is a predicted model, not a curated record. The transcript is spliced from 12 exons. Bases 302 to 2113 code for a protein of 603 amino acids.
CUCUCACCUUCCACUCCGUCUUUCUCGCUUGCUGCGUUCGUAGAGAAAUUAUUUCAGCGAUAAAGUAUCGAAACAGCCUGAAAUACCCAGAAGCUGGGCUGGUUGGGAAAUAUUUAGUACCUUCCAAAACAUUCCAAAUUUGGUAGCUCUUACUGUGUACAAUUUGUAGGUGAACGAGACAAAAUUCAAGGACCGGCAAUGCCCAUAAUACUUUCAAUGUAAUUGGCACAUCGCGCACGUUGAAGUCGGAUUGUUUUUGCAUCGGGUUUUGCGUACAUUCUGAUCAGAUUAUCAGUUGGAGAUGGAGUUAUACCAUUUCAAGGACUCCAGACCUAUACCGGAUAAAAUGUUUGCCUAUACAGAUGAUUUGAAAGGCGUCCCAUUGGUAAUUGACAAUGGAUCAUAUACUGCAAAGGUUGGCUGGGCAAAUCAGCCAGAGCCAGCAAUGAUUUUUAAAAACCUCAUCACCAAAGUCAGGAAGGAAAGGACUAAAAAGGACCUGGAGACCCAGAUCGGCAACGACAUCGCCAACCUGGAGGCGGGGCGCCUGAACCUGCGCACACAGUUCGACCGCGGCGUGGUGACGCAUUUCGAGGCGCAAGAGACGCUGUUGGACUACUCGCUGACGCACCUGGGUGUCAACACGCCCGGGGGCCUCCACCACCCGGUGGUCAUCAGCGAGCCGCCGGCCAACAUCAACCUGUCACGCGCCGCCAUGUCCGAGCUGCUGUUCGAGUGUUACCGCGUGCCGUCGGUCAGCUACUUCGUGGACGCGCUGGCCAGCCUGCAGCAGAACCAGCCGGAUUGCCGGGACGCGCUGGUCAUCUCCUGCGGCUACCACGCCACCCACGUCAUCCCCGUGCUAGACGGCCGGAUGGACGCGGCCAACGCUCGACGUAUCGGCGUGGGGGGCUUCCUCAUGUGCAGCUAUCUGCAGCGCCUGCUGCAGCUCAAGUUCCCUUCCGUCAUGGCGUCCAUCACGCUCUCUCGAGCUGAGGAGAUCCUGCACGAGCUGGCGGGACUGGCGGUGGACUACCCGUCCGAGCUGGCACACUGGGCCGAACCGGCGCACCGCGAGCAGCGGCGGCGGCGGCUGCAGCUGCCGCUCAGCGCCGCGGUCAGCCGGGAGAGCGGCCCGGAGCCGCCGGCCGUCGACGCCGUGCGAGACAGGAAGCGGAACGCCCAGGCGCGCAUGCUCGAGAUGCACCGCAAGAAGCGCCAGGCCAUGGUGGCUGACGACGAGCGGAAGCUGGCGCGCCUGCGUCAGUCGCCGCACCGCACGGCCGCCAGCCAGCAGCGCAUGCGCAUCAUCAGCCAGCUGGCGCAGCGUGACACCAAGGAGGACACGUUCGGUCAGCGCGACGAGGACUGGGACCUCUACAAGACCAUCAACACCGAGGGCGGCGACAGUGACUCGGAGGCCGACACCGAGGAGCUGGCCGAGCUGGAGGGCCGACUGCGCCAGCUGGCGCCCGACCUGCCGCGGCGCCAGCAGCCGGCCGGCUCCAGCGCCGAGCUCCACCAGAUCGAGCUGACCACCGAGGCGCUGCAGACGCCGGAGGUGCUGUUCCAGCCCAGUCUGCUGGGUAUGAGCCAGGCGGGGCUGGCCGAGACGGUCCAGUUCGUGCUGAACAAGCAGCCGGCGGCCGAGCAGCAGCGGCUGGCCGACAAUGUGUUCAUCACCGGGGGCCUGGCCCGCCUGCCCGGCUUCCAGGCGCGCAUGGAGCGUGAGCUGCGCCAGAUGCGGCCCUUCCAGACCAGAGCUGACAAGCUUUAUGAUCGUGCCGGUAUUGAUACGGCUUGUGCAUUGUGUACCGGUGUACCAUGCUGGCCCGCGGGAUUGACUAUCCUAUCGUGUGUUUCCGCCCCCGUGCCGGCGGGCGGCUGUUUUGUGACGCUGCUGUCGGCCGUCCCCAGCUUCCGCGUCACGCUGGCCAGCCGCCCUUCGCUGGAUGCCUGGCUGGGCGCGCGCGCGCUGGCCGCAGCCGGCCGGCUCGGCUUUGUCAGUCGACAGCAGUACGACGAGUGCGGCGCCGAGUUCCUCGCCGAACACCUGCUCUCCAACCCGUUCUGGCCGAGUCCGGACGGCGCGCCGCCGCCGGCCGAACCGUGAACGUCGCCCCUUCGUCGUCGCCGACGUGCGGCGCCUGGGACGAACACGCGCGGCCGGCGGCAAGCUACCUCCGGGGACGGGACGAGCGGUCCCUGGCGGCAGGCGCCGCCGCCGCUGGGGUGGCCCGAUGGGGGCUUCGAGGGCCCUCCGCGCCCCGGGUAUGGAGGCGAAGCCGCGUCGUGACUGCCAACCAGUGGAAGCGCCCGAAAGCCCCAAUUACUACUGCCAACAUUGAAAGCGGUUGUGUUCGGUAGGCGUGUUCGGUGGCGCAUAAACCGCGAGAAUAAAUCCGACGACCAGGCGACA